AUGUUCCCCGAGGGCCAUUCUCAGAGAAGGAGUUUUUCGACAGUCUCAUCGCAGCGUUGCAUCAGGGAUAUCAAGUCCUACUUUACUGCCCAAACAUCGGUGCCGCACUAUACAGAGCUGUACAAGGAUACAGAGCUGUACAAGGAAAUCCAACUGGAAGAUGAGCCGAUAGAGAAGACGCGAAAAGCAGAACAUGACUAUUUUAGAAACCUGGCAUUCAGACUUGCCAUGGCUAGGAAGUUGACCCUGGUAUCGCAGUGGAAGCUGCAAUACACACAUUGCAGCCUCCGUAGCGAAGGGGAGCUGUUCGUCACAGACUCUCGGUUGUGGAAGUGGAUCAUGGAAUUCAUGCAGCAGUGGGAGACUAUCUAUCAGUGA
Molecule: messenger RNA, 378 nt
Organism: Aspergillus ibericus CBS 121593
Lineage: Eukaryota; Fungi; Ascomycota; Eurotiomycetes; Eurotiales; Aspergillaceae
Exons: 1
Coding region: 1-378 (125 amino acids)
Source: RefSeq, a predicted model, not a curated record